Dichotomopilus funicola is the source of this 3381-nucleotide messenger RNA. RefSeq lists its product as uncharacterized. Bases 1 to 3381 code for a protein of 1126 amino acids. The transcript is spliced from 2 exons. The record is from RefSeq and is a predicted model, not a curated record. Lineage: Eukaryota; Fungi; Ascomycota; Sordariomycetes; Sordariales; Chaetomiaceae.
AUGCCCCCCUCCUCCCUCCCCGCCCCAACCUCCAAAAAAGUUGCCCUCACCGCACUCCGCGGCCUGGUAGUCGGCACCUCCUGCACGCUUGCCCUCAUCGCAGAAGACCGCAGGCGGAGAAUCAAUAAGGCCGUGCGGGCGAUUGAGAAUGGGGAGCGCAUCAAGAGUGCGAAGGGAUACCGCGCUGGAGCCGGGGGUGUAGCUCUGGCCGCGGUGGAGGAGGAGCAGACGUUUUGGGAGGGGAGGGGGAGUUUGGGGCUUGAGGGGGCGAGGUAUGGGGGCUGGGGGGAUAGGGAGGAUGGGGUUGUUAGGUUUGGUGGGGAGGGUAAGGGGGAGAGGGGGUGGUGGUUUGAAGAGGGGGAGGGGGACGGGAAGGUGAGGAAGGGCAGGACGUUGAAUGUUACGGAUGCGUCUGAGAACGCGACGGAGAUACCACCCACCAACAACAGCCCACCAGAACCGGUACCACCCAGGAAACCGCCAAUACCACCACCAUCACCAUCGAAUCACCCACCACCACCGAUUCCCCCACCUCAAACGCCCGUACCGAGCUGGGUAUUGGCCAACUUGGACGUCAUCAAAGCCCACUCGUUCCCCGCCCCCAGCGAUAUCGUCACGCGGAUCCACGACGCCUGCAACUCCCGAGAACCAUUACGACUCACCACUGCCAACCGUGUGGUGUUAGAAGCCAUAGCGCAUGGACUCGCGCCAGGAAACCUAGAUGCGCGGUGGAUGGAAGCGACCGCGCGGCUGUGCCGGACGUGUCGGGAGGAGGGACGACUGGACGAGGCUGCGGAGCUGCUGUACCGGCUGAGUUGCGGGGGGGCGUUACAGGAGAGUGAUUAUCUCAACUUUGAGCCGUUUCUGUUGAUUGAGACGUUAUUGGAUAGGAACGCGGUCAACCAGGAUCUUCCCGAGUUAUGUGCGGCGAAUGUGGAUCGCGCUGUUAACUUGUUUAUUCCCAAGCUCACCACACGGCUGGAAGGGGCGAAUGCAGAGGCGUCCCGGGUCGGGCGUCGGCUGCUCGAGGCGUGCUUUGCGUCUGACGAGCUCAAGCGGGUGUUUGCUGUCUACCGGCGGUGUAUUCUGGUUGCGGACGGGAACUGGAACGAGUUUGCGUCGUGGUUUCUCACGAAUCUCCACAAGAAGGAGCAGUACUCGUUUGUCAUCGACCACUUCCUGACAACCUUCAUCCAGUCGGGCCCAACCGAAGAGUCUAUACACGCCAUCGGCGACCUGGUCGUCGACAGUCUCGAGUCCAGCGGCGACCGCAGGAUUCCCAAGGUGUUGGAGAAAAUCCAAGAGAUCUGCGCCGGGCUCGGGACCACCAAGAUGAACCCGACGUGGGUGAUGAAGCUGCUAGUACUGCGCUGGAGGAAGCACCGCAAGUUUAAAGAAGUCGAGGCCAUGUUUGAGAAGCUGCAAAUUCCCGGCCUGCAGGACGCUGUGUACCGCUGGGACAAUGUGUACCGCGUCAUGGUGGAGCUGGCGCUCGAGUCGGGCGACGAUGUCAAGGCCGAGGCGUACUUCGACAUGGCCGUCGCACAGAACCCGGCGCUUGCCUCUGACGUGCGGCUGCUGGGGGUUAUUGCCCGGUUCCACGCUGUCUGUGGCGAUUGGGCAGCUGUCCGUGCGGACUUUGAGGCCAUGAGCGAGAACGGGAAAUCGCGCGAGAAGUGGUACAGCCGGGUGUUUGUGCCGGUGCUCAAGUCCUUCGCUGAGACGCACAGCGUGCGGGAGACGGAGGCCUUUUUGAGGACGUACAAGGAGGAGCUCGGAGUGCCGCUGUGCAGCUACACCGUCACGCUGAUGGCUAAGCAGUAUGGUGUGAUCCAUGAUCUCGCGUCCCUGAUCGAGUGGCUCGACUACUGCAGCCGGUCCGGGUUCCCCGUCGACGCGGCGUUUACGAAUGCCAUUCUGGUGCGGUGUCGCAGGCAGUGGAAGUUUCCGUUCCGGGACCUGCGCACGCUCUUCCGCAAGCUACGGGCGUUGAAUCCUGACUGGGUGGAUGGGUAUACUAGCCAUGUCAUGACCGAUGCUGCGUUAGCGGACUCAAGAUACCGUGGAAGGCCGGCCAGGGGCCGAGUUCUGUCCUUGAGGCUGGAUAACGCAUCGCCGCAGCGGCGGCUGGCUACGCGGACGUUCUUCGCCCAGAAAGAGGGGGUGGUAUCCGCCAUGAAGCACGCACUAUUAAAUCGCUCGCCACGUCGUGCCCUCGCGCUAUACGCCCGCGCCGUGCGGAAAAAAGUUCCCUUCUCACCCUACGCCCUGCAGCUAGCCAUCCAAGCCCAGCUCCGACUCGCACCUGACGACCUCGAAACCGCCUACGCCUUCAUCCAAAAAGCCCAAGCCCAUGGCCACGACACAACCUCCGUGAUCAACCACCUGAUCGCCCAGCAACUCACCAACCUCAAACCACCACCACACCCCGAAUACCCACAUCACCGCCCCCACGAAACCGACGAAGUCGCCCGCAACACCCUGACCGCCUACCACAACGCCGGCGUACACCUCACCCCAACCUCCCUCCACCGCGCAGCCACAAUCUGCCUCCAAGCGCACCACUUCCACGCCGCCAUCCUCUACGCCCGCGCCGCUGCCGACGCCCACGGCAGCCCACCUUGCUUCGACCUGCCCAACUUCCGCCUGCUUCUCCUCGCCCACGCUGAACUCGCCGACGUCGACCAACUCCGCGAUACCCUCGACCGGGGGCUCGCACCCACCUCCCCCUACCGCGAAGCCCGCGCCACGCGUCGCGCGUUGCGCCUCGCGCGUGCUCGCAUUGUGCUAUCUGAGGCAAGGUGGUAUGCGACCCCCGACGAGCGAGCGCAAGCCCACGCGCUGGUGGAAGAGGGGUUGGAAAGGGUGAUCGAGAUGCGGAAGACACUAAGGGAGGAUGGGAAGAAAUUGGAGAUGGCUGCGGUCGAGAUUAUGAGGAGGGCUGCGAGGGAGGCCGGGUUGGAGGAGGUGGAUUUCGGUGAGGUGCCUUGGUUGGGUGGAGGAGAGGAAAAUAAGGAGAGAAAGAGGGAGAGGGAACGGGAGAGGGAAUUGAAGCGGGAGAUGAUGGAAAUGCACAGGCAGCGGGGAAGCGGGAUGUAUGAGUAUGGGUAUGACUAUGACGUGCAAGACGAAGAUAGGGGAUGGCAGGAUAGGGGAUUACUGCAUACAGAAGAGGAAGGGAGGAGUAGUGAAAAUGGGGAAUGGUACGGGGAAACAGAUGAUGAAGGAUGGCGGGAUUGUUUAGGGACGGGGGAGGAUGAUGGAUGGAGUGAUGUGGAUGGGAGUGAGGAUAGGUCGCCGGUGGAUAGCGGGUAUGGGGGGUCAGAGCGGGGGGUCCUGAUGGAGGAGCUGGGGAAGAAGGCGGUUGGUGUUGGAGGGUGA